AAUUCUAAUGCGUAGACAAUUGAUUUGAUUUCGUUUUUUUAUAGAUAAUUAAAAGUGCUAAAGAUAAUUUGAGUUUCUUUUUGUUUUAAAAAAACAAAGAGGUGAAACGAUUCGCAAAAAAAUGUAUUCCUUAAGUUUUUUGUUGUUCGUUUUUGUUUUUUUCAUUCCAAAUAUCUUUUUAAAACCAUUGGAAGAAUUAAAGUGUGAUGAAUACGAAUUUAAGACAAUGGAUAAUGAAUGCGAUUGUAUAGUUCAUUUUGAAAGAAAAUCGGGAAAAUGUGAAUCAAUAUUUGGAUAUUGCAAUCAAACAUUUCAGUGCCGAAAUAAAAAAUUCAAAUGUUCAGACAAAACUAAAGGCUACUGCAAGCCAAAUUGUGGAUAUUCAACAGAUAAAAAUUGCGAAAUGGGUUGCCAGUCAACUUAUGAAGAUGAAUGUAUCCCUAUUGUUCAAUGCGAUGAUAAUUUAAAAUGUUAUGGUGAACAAGUGUGUUUAAAAGAUGGCGUUUAUAAUGGUGAAUGUCGAUGUCCAGAAGGUAUACCGGAUAAAAAGUACUAUUGUACACAUUCGAUAACAACAACAUUUGAAUCAACAACACAUUCAAAGAAUGAUACAGAGACUUUUAAUUCAACACCAUAUUUAAAUGUAUCGAUAGACAACAAUAAAAAUUUCAAUAAUUCCGAUAAUUCAGUGAUAAUUGCAGUUGCAGUUGCAGUUGUAGUUGCAGUUGUAGUUUCAAUUGCAAUUGUUAAACGGUGUGUUUUUUCUAAAAAAACUGUUGUUAACAAACCAUUGCCAUCCCAAAUUACUCAAGAAUCUAAAAAAUUUAUUCCCCUAUCGAACGAAAAUCGACAUAUGAAUGAAGAAACACCACAAAUUCGGGAUUCCGAAACAAAUGAUGAAACAGAAUGAUUCACAUUAAACAAAUAAAUCAAUCCAUCCCAAUGUCGAUUUAUUGCUCAUAAAAAACGA
This is a messenger RNA of Dermatophagoides pteronyssinus (European house dust mite), 970 nucleotides long. It is a transcript of the gene ThrRS, whose product is annotated as threonine--tRNA ligase. Gene Ontology annotation, biological process: threonyl-tRNA aminoacylation. NCBI's taxonomy places the organism in Eukaryota, Metazoa, Arthropoda, Arachnida, Sarcoptiformes, Pyroglyphidae. Gene Ontology annotation, molecular function: ATP binding; threonine-tRNA ligase activity. Gene Ontology annotation, cellular component: cytoplasm; mitochondrion. The record is from RefSeq and is a predicted model, not a curated record.